GUGACUCACAGGGAAAUACCUCUGUGGACGGAGGGAGGGAUUAAACGGCCAGAGAGGUAUAAUUACAGUAACACAGCACACAGGGAGAGUAGAAUGACCCUGCACAGUGUUCGCUCAGCUCAGACCAUCAGGACCAGAGGACCACACUGGGAACCAGACAACCGAACCAUCAGGACAAGAUUCAAAGACCUUCUCUCCAGCAGAAGUUCACUGCUGGCUAUUGGACUUUCUGUUGUCUCCUCACUGCUACAUUAGAGUCCACUGACUUUCCUGCAGUUAUCAAGAUCUGAAGUUCUGACCUGUUGAUCUGAAGUUCUGAUCUAUUGAUCUGAAGUUCUGACCUGUUGAUCUGAAGUUCUGAUCUAUUGAUCUGAAGUCCUGACCUGUUGAUUUGCUCAGUGUUUCUACUGUCUGAUCAUCAGUCUCUAGCUAUGUGCUCUCCGGUAGCUGUGUUCUUCUCUGUGGCCGUCUGCCUUCUGGUCGAUGCCUCUCCAACCAUCUCUCCAGCGGUGAAGGUGGACGUGGUGUCCCGGCUCCAGGAGGGGGCGCCAUCCUCUGACUGUCCAUCCUGCUCUCUGUCUCAAAUGAGGAAGAACUCGUCUUCAUCCGGAGGUCAGAGCGACAUGGUGGAGGCCGUAAAACGCCACAUUCUCAACAUGCUGCACCUGAGUGCCCGGCCCAACCUGACUCAUCCGGUGCCUCGCGCUGCACUGCUAAACGCCAUCAAGAAGCUGCACGUGGGCCGAGUGGCCGAAGAUGGCAGUGUGGAGAUCCAGGAGGAGAGCCGGGACUCCAAGGACUCCACGCCACCUGAACCGCCGUCUGAAAUCAUCACCUUUGGAGAGUCAGGAGGCUCCCCAAACACGAUGACUUUUGACAUUUCGAAGGAGGGAGGCUCCUCUGUGGUGGAACAGGCCAACGUUUGGAUCUUCCUGAAGAUGUUGAAGGUUAACAGAGUGAAAGGCAAAGUGAUGCUGCGGCUGCUGCAGCUUCAUCAUCGUCGGGACGGGAACGAAGAAGAAGAGUGUGUUUCAGAGAAGAUGGUGGACACCCGUCGUAGUGGCUGGCACACCCUCGCAGUUCCUCGCAGUGUUCAGAGUCUGGUGGACAACGGCGGCAGCUCGCUCAGCCUGCGGGUUUCCUGUCCGCUGUGCGCCGAAGCCGGAGCUUCACCCGUCCUGAUGCCGGCCGACAGCGAAAUGAUCACAGGACGAGAUCAGUCUCACCGGCCGUUCCUCAUGGUGGUGCUACGAGCUCAAGAGGAGGCUCAGCGGAGAGUCAAACGAGGUCUGGAGUGUGACGGGAAAAUCCACAUCUGUUGCAAACGGCAGUUUUACGUGAACUUUAAAGACAUCGGCUGGGGCGACUGGAUAAUUGCGCCGUCUGGUUACCAUGCCAACUACUGCGAGGGCGACUGUCCGAAUCACAUGGCGAGCAUCGGCAGCUCCUCUCUGUCCUUCCACUCUACCGUCAUCAAUCAUUACCGCAUGAGAGGCUACAGCCCGUUCCAAAACAUCAAGUCAUGCUGCGUGCCGACGAGGCUGCGAGCCAUGUCCAUGCUCUACUACAACGAGGAGCAGAAGAUCAUCAAGAAGGACAUCCAGAACAUGAUCGUAGAGGAAUGUGGCUGCUCAUAAGCUGCCAGCCUCUAGAGACGCUCAAACACUUUGACAACCUGCUUCGUGCAGGAAAAACAUCCGAUUAGCACUUUCCCAGCAAGGACAAGUAUUAUGUUUGUGACAAAGCACGGGCUUUGUUUUAGGGAGACUCUUUUCCACAUUGGAACGAGCUGAGAACACUAUGCAACAAUACCACUAAGUCCAACUUCAUCCAUCUUCAUUCAUAAAUGUGUUUUUUAUUGUUUUCUAUCAUUAUGGGAAAACAUGACUCAGUUAUUAAUAUGGUCCACUGAAGUGUAAAGAAAGGAGUUCAUCCUGGAGCCAAACGAGGUCCUUAGAGUUGUUAUUAAUGAGGAGAACGGAGAUGUUUGCACAGUGAAUUAAACUCCUUUAUUCCACAGCCCAACUCUGGAGCUGAGAAGAUUCAGAUGAAAGCCAAAGACAACACUGAUUCGAGUUUUGUUUAUUUUCCUAAAAUCUUGCUGAGCUGUGAGAUACUGAAGUUAAGUUAUUAACAGACUGAAAACAGUUUUCAUCAGCUUGGUCCCUGUUGUUGCCAACUUUCUAUAAUUUAUUUGAAUUUUUUGUCUUUUUUGUUUCAUCAUUAAACAAACUGUGAGUCAA
This is a messenger RNA of Acanthochromis polyacanthus (spiny chromis), 2243 nucleotides long. It is a transcript of the gene inhbab, whose product is annotated as inhibin subunit beta Ab. The record is from RefSeq and is a predicted model, not a curated record. NCBI's taxonomy places the organism in Eukaryota, Metazoa, Chordata, Actinopteri, Pomacentridae. Gene Ontology annotation, molecular function: growth factor activity; cytokine activity. Gene Ontology annotation, cellular component: extracellular region. Gene Ontology annotation, biological process: SMAD protein signal transduction; BMP signaling pathway. The transcript has 2 exons. Bases 432 to 1637 code for a protein of 401 amino acids.